AUGACAACACCUUCAAGUACUAUUUCAUACCCGUCAUCAAGCGUUAGUUCAUAUGGAAUGGAUCCGAUGUAUUCGCUAAAUCAUCCAUUUUGCCAUCCACCAACACCGUAUUUCAUCUCUGAACAAAAUUUGAAUUUGCCACCAAAUAAAGAAAAUGAUGAGAUGAAAAUGGAGACUAAUGACGACAGUCAAAUUGGGUGUGAACAAAUGUACAUGUUUUACCCCGUAAAUAGCAAUUCGCUGAUAAAUUCUCGGAAGCGUCAUUCAGGAAAUGAGAUUGAUGGACCAUUAUGUAAACGAAAGGUGGAAAACGUUAGUGCUCGUUUAGAGCAUAUUCAUAUAUCAAAUGAAUCGAAGCUCAUAAACAAAAAUAGAAUGAAGGAGUAUGCGUUUAUUUUAAAAUCUGAUUUUACUGUUUAUAAUCUGUCUCAUGUAUGGACAUUUAGUGCUUCAUCUGAGAAUUUGGAGGAAACAUAUGGCGGAAACAAUGGUGGACUGUUGAUUGUUGAUGAAAAGAUACGAAGAUAUAUUCAAAAUGAACAUAAAUUAUGUGAUUCUUUUUUGAAUUCGUCGUCAAUGGCUGUUGUGCCAUAUGUACCUCUUGUAUCAUUAAGUAAUCAAGGAAUGAUAGGUCGAAUAAAAGAGAUUGAUAUUGAUGAUGACAAUUAUGAUGAAGAAUGUGUUUCCAGUGAUAACGGUCUAGUUUCAUUUCCGGACGAUCCAGUUUAUUUACAUUCUGCUGACAUCGAAAAUGUCGUUGCUGGAAAUUCUAAUUCUCUGUCUCCAGCACUGCAAGUUACCGAAAUGUUUAUAGAUGAUGAUAAGAUGGAGAUCGAUUAA
This is a messenger RNA of Thelazia callipaeda (thelaziosis nematode), 840 nucleotides long. The record is from the annotation of a GenBank genome assembly. NCBI's taxonomy places the organism in Eukaryota, Metazoa, Nematoda, Chromadorea, Rhabditida, Thelaziidae.